AUGUUACUCCCAGUGAUGCUGUUUUUGAUGGAAGCAGUCAGUGGUCAGCAACAGUCUGCAAUUGAUUCAUCAUGCAGCGAAUACACAAUUCCAUUCUCAUUUCAAAGUGAUAAAACUGGAAAUCCAACUCUGCUGUGUACUUCACCAGCUUGCUUCGACGAAAAGAGGUUAUAUGAAUUGAAACGUGAUGAUGUGAUUCCAGAAAUAGAAACCGAAACUAGGAGUUUGCUCGGUUCUAAGAAUCAUAUUCAUAAAGCACAGUGUCAUAACUACUAUCAGAACAUUAGCUGUACGGGAGAAAUACAGUGGACGGUUGGAUUACUUCUUGAAGAUGAUGGGAACAAUAUUAAAGCGAAAUGGAAAUGCUGUAAUUAUGAGGGUUUACGACACGCCAGAGCAAUGAAGACCGUGAUUGUUAAAGCUGAUGAAAGUUAUGCGGGCGGCGAAGUAUAUCAAGAUGGCCGCAGAGUGGCUUUUGAUCUAAUCAAGGAAGUAUAUCUCUUAUUCGACGAACAGCACAGGCCUCGCUACGAACUAAAAAUAAUGCGGUUAGCAUGUAUUCCGAAACCAGUAGAAAACAAAAAUAAAUUAUUAACUGAUAAGAAUCGUAAAUCAAACUCACCAACAAUGGAUGUUUCAUCAGAAUACGAUACCGAAGAAUAUAUUUUUACAAAUCAACAACACAAAAAAUACUCGAAACCAAGAAGGUUAUCAACAAUUCUGGAAGAUGAUAAUUUCGAUGAUUUAUUCUUACCCAGACAUCGAAUGACCCAUCGCAGGAUGUUUUCACGCCGCAGAAGACCUUUCUACAGGCCUGUUGCUGAAGAUUAUGACUAUUACGAUUAUGAUCCUGUGAUUCUCAAGCGUCCAUCGGUGCAUCGCAGGAUAAUUGCGGACGGAUUAUGGCCGAUUAACUUAGGCAUGGUAGGACGCAAUCGUCCUGUUGUAGCUGCUGCAGCUGCAUCUCCAAGUCUUUAUGAGUUCACACCAUCGAAUGCAAUUGAGGGUGACUAUCACCAGUUUGUCGACAGUGAUAGCACAGUAAAUCCUAUUACUUCUGCCCAAGCAGAAGUUUACAAUCAACUAUCAGCUACUCAAACAGUCGAGCAAUUGUUGCCGACAUAUUCUAGUUUGCAAUAUCUACCUCAAAGAGCUGAAAUAUCAUCAGAGCCAAAAACUAUAGUCUCUGCACAGCGGGCUGUGCCUACAUACAGUGGCGGUAAUGUACCGUACUAUAAUGGUUACUUUGAAACGCUGCAGUGCUUUAGCGGAGAUACAACCGUGCAAACGCCGGACCAAAUAAAACGGAUUGACGAAUUACAAGUUGGAGACCAAGUCUUAUCGAUUGAAGAAUCGUUGAUUUCUUACUCACCAGUGGUGAUGUUUUUGCACCGAUCCGAUAAUGAAUCAGCAAUUUUCAUUAAGAUUACUUUGGAAAAUGGUGAGAUAAUAAAAUUAACUGAUUAUCACUUAUUAUAUGUUACCAGCUGUGCGGUAGGAGAAAAUCUACGUUUGAUAUUUGCAAAAGAUGUUCAGUUAGGACACUGUUUGCAUGUUGUCAAGAAUCAAUCAAAUAAUUUAGUGCCUGUUGAAGUUUCGAACAUCCAGCGGCUGACUGGAAAAGGAUUUUAUGCGCCUCUUACUGCAAACGGAGAUAUUAUCGUAAAUUCAAUACUAUCAUCUUGUCAUAGUAAUGUAGCAGUACAAACCUUACAACAGUCGAUAUUCAACUUCCUACGAAAAUUCCGAUAUCUGAUAUCUACUGAUCAGAACACAGAUGGUUUACUACCAGGCAUCCAAUUUCUUACGCAAAUUUCAGACCUCUUUUUGCCAUAUAGCAUUGUUUAG
Brugia malayi is the source of this 1848-nucleotide messenger RNA. RefSeq lists its product as uncharacterized. Bases 1 to 1848 code for a protein of 615 amino acids. The record is from RefSeq and is a predicted model, not a curated record. Gene Ontology annotation, biological process: multicellular organism development; intein-mediated protein splicing; cell-cell signaling. Lineage: Eukaryota; Metazoa; Nematoda; Chromadorea; Rhabditida; Onchocercidae. The transcript has 14 exons.